Molecule: messenger RNA, 1449 nt
Organism: Caenorhabditis bovis
Lineage: Eukaryota; Metazoa; Nematoda; Chromadorea; Rhabditida; Rhabditidae
Source: the annotation of a GenBank genome assembly
AUGGCAGGAGCGCUAUUAAAGAAGCCGCCAAACCCACCAGAGCUUCCAAGGCAGCUGAUGGAAGCCGAAUACUCGGAUAUGUUCAGUGUGAAAAACCCAUUGGCGGUGGCGGAUUGUGUGAUACUCGACGAAUACCUUAAAAAGAAGGCUGAGCUGAAACCAUCGGACCAUAUAGUUAUUUCAGAAAAAAUAAUGGAGGAUGAGAAGAAGACAAAUCGCCUCAAAAUUGUUGCCAAAUACGAUGAAGGGCGAUUCGCGGCGAUUUAUUGCGUUCGAAAUGAGUCGGCUGUUGACGACAACGUCGUUUCAGUGAUGAACAAUUUGUUGAUGAUGAAAACGACGCUUCGCAAUGUUUCGAGUAAUCAAUCGCAUAACAGAAUUAUGAGAGAAGUGCGCUCGUUGAGAGCAAUCGCCCCGAAAGAAGACCUACCGAAGCGAAUUAAUCCGUUGUUGUUCGAAGGCCGCGUUUUAGGGGUCCCGUUUUUCGUUUCGGCUCUCAUGGACCCGAAUUUGGAGAAGUGUCGAGAGGAGAUGGGCGGCUAUGUCACACUUCCCUCAUGUUUUUUCAUUGCCCAAGAGAUUUUGAUGGGCAUCAAGGAUAUUCAUCGAAAGAAUUUUGUGCAUCGCGACAUCAAACCAACCAACAUUGUGCUCAAUCCGCUCAAUCGCAACCAAUGGUUCAUUGUGGAUUUUGGCGACUCGGUCGGCUACAAGCGGAUUUACGCACUCAGUCCGCCGGACGGCCUCACACUUCCAUUCUUGUCGCGUGAAGGCCACGAGGUGCUGAUCUCGAAGGCCCCGUCGACAUUCAUUCAAGACAUUGAAUCAUGGUUCUACAUUGUGAUUGAUCUCAUUAAACCGCUCGAAUGGAAAUCAAAGGUGAAUUGGGAGGACGUGAGAGCGGCGAAGAAGAAAUUCUGGGACGAGUUUGAGACGAUCCUAUCGAAUCCCGACUAUCCGCCAACGAUUUUGCAAAUUGCUCGAUUGGUGAAAGCCGGCAAACUGGAAUGCCCCUAUACGGAAGUUUCGGAUCUUCUUGCGGCCGGCUUCAAUCAUGCCAAGACCACAAUGCCUGAUUGGAAGCCGGAUUGGAUUAAUAGACAAGCUACUAAAGAAAUCAAUGACAAGCGGCCGAAGAAGGAAGAAGGGUCAGGCGAAAAGAUUGUUGAUAACAAAAUCGCGCAGCGUGUUCCAUCCGAGACCAGUGUCAAUGUUCAUGCCAACACCUCGGUCUAUGCCAUUGAUGUGAGCAAAAUUGAGCCCGUCAAAGAAAAGCCUGCUGUUGCCAAGAAGCAGAGCACAACAUUCCAAAAAUGCGCGAUUGCCACCAGUCGCACGAAAUCGGCGGCCAAUAUCAAUCGUUCGGUUUACCUCGAUUUUCCGGCAUCGCCAAUCGUGACGCCGCGCGUGAAGUCGCCGACGCCGCGGAAGAGGACCAACAAAAAGUGA